Molecule: messenger RNA, 3141 nt
Organism: Prorocentrum cordatum
Lineage: Eukaryota; Dinophyceae; Prorocentrales; Prorocentraceae
Source: the annotation of a GenBank genome assembly
GGUCUUGUGAAGGCCGUGAGCGCGAUCCAGCAACAUAUCGGGCUGCCGCAGGAGUCUCCUGCAGCGGCGUGGCAGGCGACCUCGCCUGUCGCGCCCAAGGCUAAGCCCAAAAAGAAGAAGGUGAAGUUCACGGACAUCCAGAUCGUGGAGCGGCUGCGGAGCCUCAUCGGCUAUGUCGACGAGGCCACGGGCGCCCAGAGGCAGGCCAUCACGACGGCGGUGGUCUGCAACAAGCUUAAGGAGCUCAUCGCGUCCUUCAGUGCUGCCAAACCUGACAGCCCUCUGGAGGAGACGAUGACGACUACUGCUACUGCUACGGAGCGAAUGGUUGCGGAACACUGGGGGACUGCGGCCCUGGUAGCCGCGGGCCAGGCCCGCUCCAAGCUCGAGACGAUCACCGACCCGCUGAUCAUCUUCUCCUCCACGGAGGCGGAGUACACGGCGGCAGAGCAGGUGAGACGUGCAUAUGGCAACAGGACGGACAUCACGCAUGUGGUCCUUGACGCAUCAGGUGAAGAUCAUGUACUCCUCCACGGGCCGAAAGGCCCGAAGAAGAUGAAGGCUCGCAUCGUAUACCACGGAGAGCUCGCCCCUCGUAGGGCGGGCUUGGACGCGGCCAUCAAGGACGACGAGGUGGUCCAGCACGAGAAGCUGUCCCUUGUCAGCUUUCGCAUCACUGUGGUGCAGGAGAUGACGGAUGAGACGCUCUACCACCAGAUCUACAACCAGCCCCAGGCGAUGCCGACGGUGGUGCUGGGUGAGGUAGCAGCGGCUCAGAUUGUACGUACGCGGGGUGCUAUUGCAUAUGAGGCCGAGACGACAUGUGUGGUCACGGUCCCGAAGAGCUUCGAGGUGAAGAUGACCGAGAUCUUACCGCCGCUGGGUUGUUUUAUUAUGAAGCAGGCCUCGACGACGACUCCCAAGUGGUUUACCCAGAAUCAGGAGGAGUCGCCGAAGGAUUAUCUCAAAAGAGUGUGUGGGCUGCUGAAGGAGAAGCGUAACCUGCUGGUGCACCGCCCGUACGGGCGGGCCAAGCUUGGUGCGACGACGCAGGUCAACGCGCCAGGCAUGCUCGAGCUCACCAAGUACUAUGUCAAGCAUGCUCUUCCAACCUGGACGACGCCACAGAUGGUGGCGGACUGGGCCACGGAGAGAGGGUUCUUGCGGGUGCAGGAGCCAACAAGGGCUGGGCCGAGGGCCUGGUUGUUCUUUGCUGAGCCGCCGCAGGGUGUGGUGGCGACGAGCUUUUCAUUCAAGAGCGGAGUGUUGGUGACCAAGGCCGUCAGACCUCAGGCGCCAGCACGACAGAAGCCCAAGGAGGGUGCAGCACCGACGACCAGGAGUGCGUGGGGCGCGGCCAAGCCGAGGGUCCAGAACAUCGACGACGAUACUGGAGGCCAGGCAGCUCCGACGGCUACGGCGACGACUCCAGCAGCGACUACACCGCCUGCCGGAGCACCAACGGUCACGCCGACGAAGGAUGACGUCAAGACGGAGGCGAAGGAGGAGACCAAAGUCGAGUCCAAGCCGAAGUUGCAGAGAGGCGAAGAUGGCAAAGCUGUGGGUAAAUAUGUGACUCCAUAUUCUAAGUGGUUCAAAGUUAUUCAAUGUGCUGGUGAUGGUGAUUGCUUUUAUAUUGCUGCGGGCCGUGGUCUGCAUCAUGUCUCUCCGAGCGGGCGGGUACCGCCCAUCAACGCCUUUGAGCCGAAGGGUCCGAUCCAGGGCCACCUACGCAUGCUUGUGCAGAGGGCAGGCUUGAAGAAGGUGUAUGGGACGACGAAGCUGCAGGCGGAGUAUCACGGCACGACGGGGAACCCUGCGGGAGCCCUGGCGGUGAGGCUACUUGCGCACGAGGCGAAGACGGAUAUCUAUAUCUGGGCGAAAGAUGCGAAUGGCAAAUGGAUAUUGUACGGACGAGAGCCGAAUUCUAAGACAAAGAAGAAGGAGAUCUGGUUGACCUUGGAGGACCAGCACUACCAGUGGUUGGAGCCUCGAGCGGACAUCCAGGACUUGCCCGAGUACCAGAACACGUUACGGCUGUGGCGUGAUCAAGCUUUCCCGUACCCCCAGCAUGGCCUACAGGGCAGUGGCGAGGAUGACGGUGAUGAUGCUGAUAUGUUAUCUCUUCUUGGGCUGCGCAGUACACCGACAGCGCACUCAGGGGCUAUUGCGAGUAUCCUUGGGCUGGAUGAACGUGCAGACGAGAUGCGCAGUCUCUUGGGCUUGGAGUCUGGCGGGGCCGAGGCCUUGGCGGAGGAAGCUGCAGGAGACGAUGAUGAGGCUUUUAAGCAGUUUUGGUCUUGGCAAACUGGUGAAUAUUACAAGUGUGACAAGUGUGGUUGGACGCCCGACACAUCCGACAAAGUGUGGUUGGGGAAGCGCAAGUACAACUCCUUGCUCAGCGUGCAGGCGGACAGGCACUGGAGGAAGUGCCAGGGCAAGCCGGCGCCCAAGAUCGGGAAGAUUGUGCACUCGCAUAUCUCCCAGUUUCUCGCGAACUCCGCCAAGAUUCGUGAGAACGUACGCCAGCGUGGGUUUGCCAAGCAUCUGUUGUGGAAGGCGAAGCUACCUAUUAGUAUUCAAGAGGCCGUGUGUGAAUAUGAUCCUCGUACGGUGUUGACGAUCCCGAACGCCACGAAGAACUUCACGGCCUACAAGUGCACGAGGUGUGGUCUCCAGAGGGCGCUCGGACAGGCGCCGUGGAACAUAUGCAGUGGAAGACAUAACAAAGUUACGCGGAAGCAGUUCUUGACGAGUACGGUCGGGGUAGCACGUAUGCGGCACUUCUUUGAGGUGGAGCAGAAGCGCAUCCAGAAGAAGAAGGCCAACUUCGGACCCGACAAGCGUGAAAAGAGGAAGAAGUAUUGGGCCGAGUACUCCAAGAGGCCCGAGCACAAGGAGAGGAAGCGGAUCCAGAACCAGAAGCUGGACAAGAGGAGGCUGAAGAGCGGCCCCGAGCGCGAGCGCUACCUGAUCCAGAAGCGUGAGCGUGGGAAGAAGGCCUGGAGGAAGAAGGCACCGCCAGGAAGCGGCCAGAUGCGUUUGGCCACGAUCAACGUCACAGCUCUGAAUGCCGCCAGGCUGGAGGAGCUGCUCACGCACGACGACCUGAGAGAGGUGGACUUCCUUGCCCUGCAGGAG